AUCUUGCAAAUCUCAAAAACUUUUGAGGGUGCUUCAAGGUUGUAUUCUCUGCUUCCUUUUCAUCCAUCUGGACCCUCUGUUUUUCAUAGAAGCUUAGUUACACAAUCUUUCUCUCUAGUACGUGUUACAGUACAUGAGUAUGCACUCAUCAUUCUUUGGCAUUUAUAAUCUUAUAUUUAAGCCGAGUUGAGUUGGGUUACACUCUAUUCAUUUCGGAGUUCAUUUUUUCUGUUAGUAAUUUUCUCAAACACCUUAUCCGCAUACAAUAGUUCCAAUUUCUUCCUUUCUGCUAUGCUUGAAUAGUAUGAUAGUUUAUCAUCAUUGAAUUUGCCAAUUUGGUGUUUUGAAGUUAAAAUCAUGAAGCCCAUAAGCCCUCGUUCCACUCCACUGAUUUAGUUUGAUUUUUAUCCUUUUUAGCCUCCGCAUGCUUAGAUCUGUGUAACUAGUUUACUUAAAUAUUGAAUUUUCCAAUAUCGGAUGUGGGAAUGAGAGAGGACUUGAUGCGGAUCCAGAAUAAAGAGUAAGCUAGAGGUGUAUUGAGUUAACAAAACUUAAUCUUUGAUCAACAUAUAUACGUGAUUAUGAAGUCCAUAGAAGAUAAGGAUUGCUUGCAUCUUGCAUCACCUCAGGAGAUUCAGAAAGGAAACGGGUCAAAUCGUGGUUCACACCACCAUCGAACCGCUCUAGGCAAACCAACACCAUCAAAAUGGGACGAUGCCCAAAAAUGGUUAGUUAAUUUGUCAAGAGGUGUAGAUAAGAGUCAAUCCAACAUCGAGCCACGUGAUUCCAAUGCAGAUGAUAGAAGACUGAUAGCACCAGUUCCCAAAAAAGAUUACCCAAGUAGUGAAGAUGAAGAACAUGGAACGAUUGAAACAAAAAAAGUCGAUCUUGGAGAUUCAAUGUAUGUUAGCUCAAUUUGUGUGAGAGACAUGGGGACCGAAAUGACCCCAAUGGCUAGCCAAGAGCCUUCAAGAUCUGCCACACCGGUUCGAGCCACAACCCCGGCUAAACACAGCCCUGCACCCUCAGGCUCCUCGACUCCUGUUAGGCCAUUCACAAUAAUACCUGCGGUUGCACCUGUCCCAAAACCUGACACGGGUGCAACCACAAGGUUUAGGAGAGAAACCGAAGAAACAAAUGGUGAAAAUGUUGUUGAAAAUAGAAACCCGUGUCAAGAUUCUAAGAUGAAUCCUCUUGAAACCCGGGCUAUGGCUUGGGAUGAAGCUGAACGUGCAAAAUACAUGGCAAGGUUUAAGCGUGAAGAGGUGAAGAUAGAAGCUUGGGAGAAUCAUGAAAAGAGAAAAGCCGAGAUGGAGAUGAAAAGAAUGGAGGCUAAGGCGGAAAGAUUGAAAUCUCGGGCACAAGAGAAGUAUACGAACAAACUUGCUUCAACAAGAAGGAUAGCAGAGGAGAAACGAGCAAACGCUGAGGCUAUUUUGAAUGAAAAAGCUGUAAAAACGAGUGAAACAGCGGAUUAUAUAAGGAGAACUGGUCACUUGCCCUCUUCUUUCUCCAUUAAGUUUCCUACUUGUUGCUGGUAGCAGUUGGUGCUGGAUAUAUAAGAUUUCAGUAUUCUUGUAUUUAUCAUUCAAUUUCCGCUUCAAAAUAUUUUCUCAUCUUGUUAUAUGCAAGGGUUGUUUCUUUUGUCAAAUCUUUUGUUUCGAUGUUAUUGAGCUUUUCAAAUAUGUAAAAAAUGAGACUUUUUUUUUAUUCUUUUCUUUUUUGUAAAAAAGGUACUUGAGUACUUUGUGUUCAAUUCAUCGUCAAGAAUCAUCGCAGUACGCAGAGGCGACAUUGGCUUUUAACAUUUUUCAUA
This is a messenger RNA of Lactuca sativa (garden lettuce), 1816 nucleotides long. RefSeq names its product Remorin family protein. The record is from RefSeq and is a predicted model, not a curated record. NCBI's taxonomy places the organism in Eukaryota, Viridiplantae, Streptophyta, Magnoliopsida, Asterales, Asteraceae.